This is a messenger RNA of Dipodomys ordii (Ord's kangaroo rat), 2242 nucleotides long. RefSeq names its product coiled-coil domain containing 30 (gene Ccdc30). The record is from RefSeq and is a predicted model, not a curated record. The transcript is spliced from 16 exons. Bases 135 to 2150 code for a protein of 671 amino acids. Lineage: Eukaryota; Metazoa; Chordata; Mammalia; Rodentia; Heteromyidae.
AUGUUGUAUCAAGAAGAUUUGUCCAAAAUAGCUCUGAGAAGCCCCAGUGAACAGAUUGCACAUGUACUGGUAGAGAGAAGUACAAUCUUGGGGAACUUGGAACUUGUGGACUCCAAGCCAGAGUCUCAAAGACAAUGAGCAGUAACCUACAGAAAUAUUUUCCCCAGGAGAAAUUUGAAGAAACAUAUCAGCCUCUGCAAAGAGAACAUCAGAAGCAUCAAGAACCUGGGCAGCAGUGUAAAAACAGUCUGAGUGAGACUCAUAAUGGAGACCUGGACAAAGAUAAAAUAUCACAAACCUGCCCCGAGCAAGGUGUGGAAGAAGUAAUGAAGAGGAUGGGGCUGGCCAAUAAGGAGAUCCAGAGGCUCACAGAUGAACUGCAAGGGAAAGAGAAAGAAGUGGAGAAGUUAGAGUCUGCACUUGAGAAGGCUCACUUUGAAAUUGAGAAACUGAAAGAAAGUCUGAUGAAACUGAAAGAAAGUGAUGCAGUUGACCUACAGAAAGCAAAAGAACAUAAUCAGAGACUGGAUGAGGAAGUUCUGGCUCUAAGAAAUCGUGUUCGGUCACUUGACUCAGAAAAAAAAGUGCUGGAAGAAAUGGUUGAAAAACUUAAAAGUGAGAUGUGUGAAUCUCCAAAGUAUAAGCAACUUAGAAGCCCUGGAAAAACAAUGGGUGAUGAACAGAGAAUGCAGUAUCUAUUGUCUGGAGAAAAGCUAAAAUACCAGCAGCAAGAUGAAGUACAACAACUUCGUCAGAAUUUACACCGGCUUCAAAUUCUUUGCAGCUCAGCUGAAAAAGAGCUUCGGUAUGAGCGAGGAAAGAACUCGGACUUAAAGCAACAUAAUAGCUUACUGCAGGAAGAAAACAUUAAGAUGAAAAUUGAACUAAAGCAGACCCAGGAGAAAUUACUAGACAGCACAAAGAUGUAUUCUUCACUUACAGCAGAGUGGAAGCAAUGUCAGCAGAAAAUCAAGGAGCUGGAGCUGGAUGGGCUUAAGCAGGCUCAGAGCAUUAAAUCACAGAGCAAUCUGCAGGAGAAGCUGGCUCAGGAGAAGCUGCAAGCUGCCGAGGCACAGGAAAGGAUUUUGGACUUGCAGCAGAAGUUAGAGCAUGCUCAGCAAGCCUAUCUCUCAGACACUUGUAUUUUGAAGAAGGAAUUAGAGGAAAAGAUGAAAGAAACCAUACAAAAUGAAGCCAAGUUGCAGCAGCAGUAUCAGGAAGAACAGCAGAGGAGGAUACUCCUGGAUCAGAAUGUGAAUGAGCUACAAAAACAAGUAAAAACCCUACAGAACAAAGAGAACCAAUUGGAAUUGACCAGUUCUCAGCAACAAGCAGCUGUCCUUAAACAACUAGAAGAGACAAAAAGAGAAUAUGAACAAACUGUCAAGAGCAACCUGUUACUGUCAGAGAGGCUGACUGAGUCACAGCAGGAGAAGGAAGCCCUCUGGGAAGCACUUGGGAGGUUUUUUGAGCAACUUGGUGAGCAUGUAAGAAACAACAAUGAGAAGCAAAACCACCACAGAGCAAGGCUUCGAAAGGUGAAGGAUCAUUACACUCAUGAAGUAGAAAUACGAAAUAGGAAAAUUAAACAUCUUGAAGAUGAAACUGGAAAACUGCAGCAAAAGAUUGAAAUGGAAAAGGCAUUCCAGGGCCAGAUCAUGGCCCAGAAUGAUACUCUGCUUCUAGAAAAAAGGAAGCUUCUGGAACAAGUCACAAAUCAAGAAGAACUGAUCCUCAGCAACAAAUCCAUAAUCUCUUCAACCCAGAACAAGGCAUUUUUCCUGGAUAAAGAAAAUAAACAACUGCAGGAAAAUUGUCUCCGGCUAAUGCAGCAAGUUGGCCUCUUAGAGCGUAUUAUAAGGAACAUCCAGAUUCGUAGAGGAGAGGAAACAACAAUUAGUGAUAUCCCUACAUUUGAAGCAUUCAAUAAAAUACUGUCUUUACCAAACUCCAGUUUCUCAGGAGCCGGUUUUAUAGAGUCAGUUGAAAACUUUCACGUUGAAAAACAGAAGUCAGAAGUUGCGAUGGCAAUCCAAAAGACCCUCGAGUCUCUUUCAUGUUUACAGAAUUCUGAAACUGGAUACACAAAUGUGGAUUCUUUCAAAGAAACUCAUCUCAUAGAAGACGACCAAAAAAUCAGUGGUGUCUAAAACUUUCCUGAGCGGACCUGCUAACUAAAAUAAAUCUUGGAGGUAAAGUGGAAUAUGACAUGGAGAAGUGAUUUAGUAGAUCCCCAAUGGAC